AUGGAUGAUGUGGAAAAUCUGAUAGAGGAAUACAUUUCACCUGAACAAGCUAUGUUUCGUUAUGGAAAAGAAAAAAAAAUAGAAUUAAUUUAUGAAAAAAAUAAAGAUAAAGAAGAAACAAAAAUAAGAAACGAGAUACUAAAAAAGCUAGUUGAUUUCAUAGAAAAUGAUCCCCAAAAGAAUGUAGAAGAAACAAAUGAAAAAACAGAAAAACAUGAAGAGAAUGACUGCACAUUCAGUGCAAUAACUACAAGUGUAGAGUGUAAAAAUGACAUGACCUGUUCAGAAAAAAAAGGGUUAAUUGAUCAGAAUAAAAAAAAUAGAAAGCUAAUUGACAUUAUUAUGUACUUAAAGAAAUACAAUUUUUGCAAUGAAAAUAUAAAAAGAGGAACAUCGGUAAAUUUAAUAUCUCAAUUAUUUGAAGAAAUAGAUUUUAUAGAAUUGGAAAUAGAAUAUUUUAGAGCUAUAAUUAAUUUUUUUAUUAAAAAAAUUGAAGAUUGGCAUUGUAUAAAUGGAGUUUUGAAUUUUUUUUUAAUUAUUUUUGAGCGAUAUAAAAACAAAUUAGAAGAAAUGCAAUAUUGUGAUGAGAUUACAGAAGAAUAUAAGAAAUUAUUUAUUUCAAAAAAUAAAAAAGAAAAAAAUAAUAUGAAUAACAAUGACAAUAUUUAUGAUAAAAAUAAAAUAAUAGGUAGCGAAAAUGACGAAAUAAAUGAAAAUGUAAUAUCAAAUUAUUAUAAUAAUUAUAAUAGUGAAAAUGAAAGUAAUGAAUCAUGGAGAAGUAGCUAUGAAUGUCAGCAUGAAAAAUAUAAUAGAAGAGAUAAUGAUUUUGAAGAAUUUGAAAAUGAAGAAGAAUCAGAAAAUGAAAAAAUUAAAGAAAAUAGUACAUGUAUUGUUUAUAAAAUUAUGAAAACAAUAUUUAAACACAUAUUUGCACCGAGUUAUUUACAAAUAGUAAGAUUCAAAUAUUAUAAAAUAAUUUUAGUAUCGUUAGAACAUUUUAAAAAUGAAAUAAUAAAUAUUCCAAAUUUUAUUAAUAAAAUACAAGUACAAUUAGAAGGGGAAUCAGAUCCUAGAAAUAUAUUAGUCUUAUUUGAAAUAAUAUAUAUAUUAUGCAAUAAAUAUAUAUUGCCUCUUAGUUCAAAAUCACCUAUGAUAAAUAUUUAUGAUAAUUUUGAGAAUAAGGAUGAUGAAAUAGAAGAAUCUGAUAGUUUAUUUUCAUGGAAAAAAGAAAAUGAAUAUUUAAAAUCACUAAUUGAUAUAGCCUUUUAUUAUUUUCCUAUCGAAUUUAUUAAUAAUGAUGGACGAUAUGAUUUUGUAAGUGAACAAAAUUUACAAGAAUCUUUUAUAAAAUGUUUAAAAUCAAACAAAAGAUUAGGAAAUUAUAUAAUUGUGAAUAUAUUAGAUCAUUUUUAUAAUUAUGAAAAUGAAGAAAUUAGUGAAAAAAAUUUAAAAAAUAUUUUAGAAACUCUCAAAAUAUGUCUACCUUUUUAUGGAGCCGAUUGCUGUUCUCAAUAUAUAUCAACUGUUUUAGGAUUGAUCGAAUUAGAAUGUAUCGAAAAUAAUAAUGAUGAAAAUAUGAUUAACUAUUUGAUUGAGAUUCUUAUAAUAUUUAUAAAUUUAUUAAAUAAGGAAAAUAAUAAUAAAAAAAAAUAUAACUUAUAUAAUAAAUAUUUUAUAAAUAUUUUUAAAAAAUUUCAAACAUAUAUAAUAUUACAUAGAUGUAUGUAUCAAGGAAUAGAUUAUGAUAUAUCAAAUUUUGUGAAUUUAGAAAAAAACGACAUAUUUUCAAAUUCUGAUAGUAAGGAAUAUAUAAAUAGUUUUUUCCUUAAAAAUGAAGGGGAAGGGGAAGGUAACGAACAGAUAUACGAAUCUGAUAAUGAGUUACACAUCGAAAAGGAAAAAAUAAAAAUGUCGAAAAUGUUUGAUAUAUUUUCUGACAAUAUUCAUGAUACUGAUUUGUCAUAUGAAUGGGACGUUUCGGAAUAUGACCAAAGCGUUGAAAAUAGCGAAAAGGGUAGCGAAAAAGGCAGCGAAAAGGGUAGCGAAAAGGGUAGCGAAAAAGGUAGCGAAGCAAGUGACGACAAAAAUAUACUAUCUAUAUUAAAAGAAAAGAAUGAGAUUGAGAAAAUGAAUGAAGAAAAGGAUAAAGAAAAAAAAAAGAAUAAAAUAAAAGUAGACAAAUUUUAUGUAAUUGAAAAAAUAUUAACACAUAUAGCAAGUAGUAACACAUAUAUUUGUUUGUUAACCUUAAAAUUAAUAAUAGUUCCAAUAAUAAAAGAAUGUUAUUGUAUGAUUAAGAUUUUGAAUCUUCAAAAUAAUAAUAAAGAUAAAGAAAAAAUAUGGAAUUUAUUUGUAAUAUAUAUAAAUUUUGCAAACAAUUUGAUAGAAAAAAGUAUAAAAAUUUAUGAUAUCGUAUCAUUAAAAAUUAAUUUUAUAUAUGAAAUAUAUAUACUGAUAGAAAUAUUUAAUAAUGGAAAAAAUGAUAUAUUUUAUAAUUACCAUAAUUCUGGAUUACAAAUUUUUAACAUUCUUUCGAAUUUUUUAUGUAUGCACUAUUUUGACAAUAAAAAAAAAAAAAAAAAAAUUAACUAUUUUUCAGAGGAAAUAAAAACAGUAAAUAAUUACAAACAAGUUGAUAAUUGGGAAUAUUUAUUAUUUUAUAAAUCUCUUUUAUCUUUUUUCUAUAUAAUUGAAUUUCACCCCUUCAAGGUUAGAAGCCAGAUUGUGAUGCUUUACAAUGGGCACGAAAAUGGUAGAAAAAUAAAUGGUGGUGAGAAUAUAGAAGUAAAUAUGAACAAUUUUGAAUUUAUUGAUAUAUGGAGAAACGGCAUAGUUAAAGAGCAUGCAAAUUAUGUUAACGAUAUUGCCGAAAAUAAUGAGAACAUAUUACAUCAUAAUAAAAAUUAUAAAAAAAAUGAUUUAUUUUAUUUUUUAAUCUUAAUAAAUAAAAUAAUUAAGUAUAAAUAUAAAUAUAUACAAAAUUAUCUUCAUUUUAUUUUAUUUAAUUUGUCUUUUUUUAUUAUAAAGUUGUAUCAUUCUAAAGAUCAAAAUUAUCAAAAUUAUCAAAAUUUAUUAACACAUUUUUAUGAUGUUAACAUAAAUUAUAUUAUUUUUCUAAUAACCAAUAUAUAUUCAUUUGUUUUGAAAUAUUAUUAUAAUUAUGUAAGUGCAAUCAAAAAUAGUUUUUUAAAAAUGAAUAAAACAGAUAGUAUACAUGAUAUUCCAGAAAAUUUGAUAAAUAAUGAUUUAAAAAAAAACGGCAUCCUUUAUAAUUCUCAAAAUGGUGACUCAAAUUGUGACGAAUUUGUCUGCUUCUAUUUGCCUAAUUCAAAUAAAAAAGUCAAAAAAAAUAAUGUCGAUAUUUUUGGAGAAACAUUUCCAAAAGAUUCAGAAUCAUCACAAUCGAAUGAAGAUUUUAGGAAAUUUAUUAAAGAGUGUAACGGAAUUAAUAAUGAUACAUUUUUAAAACAAAAUAUGUUUAAAUAUGGUUCUAAAUUGAUUCCAAAUUUAUUUUGUGAAAUAGAAAAUAAGAAGAAAAAUAAUAGAAAUGAAAAAAUUAAAUUUAAUAAAAUAGAAAUUGUAAUAAAUGAAAAAAUAAAAAAAGAUUAUAUUAUUCCUUUUUAUUUUUCUUUUCUACUAUAUAUAUGUUAUUUUUAUACACAUAAUCUUUAUGGAAAAAUACAAAAUUUUGAAGAAAACCCAAAUGAAGUUAAUAAUAAAAUAAAAAAUAUUUAUGAUAAUAAAGACGAAUUGUAUAGUUCCUACAUGUAUGUAAACAUUUUUGAAAUAGUCGAAUUGUGUAUAAAAUAUAUAUAUGAAGAAAAAAUUGUAAGGGAAAUAUUUAUAGAUACACUUAAUAAAAAAAAAGAAAAAAUUAAUAAUUCUAAUAAUUCUAAUAAUUCGAAUAAUUCUAAUAACUCUAACAAUUCUACUAAAUAUGGAUGUAUAAAUUUGAUUAAUGAUAACGAAGAUUUAUAUUAUUAUUCAACUUAUAUAAAUGGUUUAACCAAUUUUAUAAAAUUAAAUGAAAUUAAAAAUGUAAAAAUUAUUAAUAUUAUUAUAAGUAUGCUUGAAGAUGAUCAAAAUAAUGAUUUAAAAGAUUGCAUUAUUAGUUUUUUAAAUAAAUUUUUUUUUUUUACAAAUUUAUUAAAUAUCGAAAUAAACUCAUUUUUAUAUCUACUAACUGAAAUCGCAUUAAUGUGUGACAUGAAUUAUAGACACGAUCAACAUGAAACGAUUUGCAAUCAACAUGAAACGGUUUGCAAUCAACAUGAAACGAUUUGCAAUAAAAAUAUUCAAAAUUUAAAAAAAUUACCAACUUAUUUGUAUAAUAAGGCAAAACAUUGGGUUAACCACAUUUUUAUUUUCCUUAAUCCGGAUAAAAAAUCUCAAUUUUUAAAAAACAUUAUUACGAUUUCUAUAAAUUCAAAUGGGUUGAGUGAAGAGAAAUAUGAUAAAAUAGCUAGCCAAGAUAAUUAUAUUUUUAUUCAAAAAAAUAAAAAUUUAUUACUAAAAAAUCAGCCAAUUCUUUUAUUAUUUAUUCCUUAUUUGUUAUCAUCACAUAUAUAUAUAGAGGAAGAAGAUAUUAACUCACUUUUGAAAUUUUGUAUAUAUAUAUUUUUUUUUAAUAUAUAUAAAGAAAAUUUUGGAAUUAAAAAUGACGAAAUGUUAAACCCUGAUGGGAUAGAAGAAGUUGCAAACGAACCAAUUGAAAAUGUUGAUAUUUUAAAGAAAUAUAAAAUUGAGAAUAAUUCUACAUAUUUAAAAGAUGAUAUUCAAAAUAUAAAAAAAAAUUUAAAUAAAAUAAAUUAUGAAUUAUUUAAAAAUUUAUAUAAAUGUAGUUUAACAAUUAUAUCAGUUAUAUUUGCACACAGUUAUAUAAAUAAAGAGGAUGCUUUAAAUUUUAUUUAUCAACAUUUUGAUGACAUAAAAUAUUUAAAUUUGUCUACAAAAAGUUCAUUGCUUUAUAAAAAUAUUAUUGAUCAAUUUACCGAAAUUUUUAAAUCAUUUAUACAUAUUAAAAAAGGUAUAAAGUCGGGUAAAAAUUGUAAUAAUUUUUUUAUUUUUUUGUCUAAAAUUUUUCAAGUGAAUUUUGAUCAAAAUUAUUAUCAAACUCAUGAUUUUAUAUUUUUUUUAUUUGAUCAACUUUAUUUUAAUAAUAAUAAUGCAAAAAUAAUAGAAACUUCGAAUUCUCAACAUAUUGAUUAUGAGAUUCGCAUAGUUGCAACGUCUUAUUUCAAAGGGGGUGGUAUGGAAGAGGAAAAAAAAGUUGCAAACAUGAGUGGCGAUAAAAUACGAUAUAAUUGGGAAUGUUUAGAAGAAAUAAAAAGGGGCUCGGCCAAAUCUAAUUCGCCUAAAACUUGUGCUAUUCGAUUAGCAAAUUUGAAGGCCAUCAUUUCGAAAAAAAACAACAUAGAAAAAAAUCACAAUUUAGAAAAAAAUAGCCAUUUAGAUGGUGUAGACAAAUUAGAGAGUGCAGAGUGUGAAGACUUCCACUUGAAUUGCCAUUUAUUUUUUUCUAUUUAUCAAAUAUUCCAAACUUUUUAUGAUUUAACUUUUUAUAUUAAAAGCGGUGAAAAAAAUAGUACGGAAAUGGAUAUGGGUGAAAACGUUGAAAAUGUUGAAAAUGUUGAAAAUGUUGAAAAUGUUGAAAACGUUGAAAACGUUGAAAAUAUUGAAAAUUUAUAUGAAAAUGUUAAUAAAGAAUGUGAAGAGCAUACAUAUAUAAUAUUUUAUUUUCAUUAUAUUUCUUAUAUAUAUGAAAAAAUAUAUCAUAUUAUACAUCAUAUUGACACAAACACUUUUUUUGAAGAAGAGAAUUAUAAUAAAAUAUAUUUUAUAAAAAAUUUAGAAUUUUUCAACAUUUAUAAAACUAUAUUAAUUAAUUUUAUUUACACAUUAUAUAAUUAUUUAUAUUUUAUUCAGAUAACAAAUAAAUAUAUUACUAUUACAGAAUUUUUAUUCAUGCUUAACGAUUGGAAUAUAUCUAUAAAACAAUCUAUGUCAUAUAAUUAUAUAAAAGAAAAUUACAAAAUUACAAAAUUUGUUAAUUAUUAUUGCUUAAAUAGUAAAAUAUGUCAAAAUGAUGAGUUGGAUACUAGUUCCUCUUUAUUGGAUGGUGAGGAUAAAGAGUGUAAAAAUUUAACUGAAAAUAAUAAAAAUAUUUUGCAAAAUUUGAGAUAUAAUAAAAAAGAGAAUCGUAAUAAAUAUAAUUGUAAAUAUAUUAGUCUUAUACAUAUAAUGUCUAUUUUUUUAUUAAAUAUGACUAUUGAACAAGUUUUAAAAAAUCACUACAAUGUUUUGAAAUUAUCAAUUUUAAAGGGAAUAAAUAAAGUUGCAAACUUUUUUAUUAACAAAUCAAGCUAUUUAUACAAUAAUAAAAGAUAUAUAAAUAAUGUUUUAAGGAAAAAUAUUAACAUAGUUAAGGAUAUAUUUUCAGAUACAAAUAAAAAUUGCAAAAAUGAAGAAAAACGAGUUUUAGUGAAAAAAAUUAUAUCAUUAAACAUAUUAUGUUGUUUGCGUUUAUUAUAUCUUAUAUUUAAACUUUUAAAUUAUUUUUUAAAAUUUGAAAAUAAAAAUGAAAAUAUAAAUCUUGAACCUUAUGAUGAUAAAAAAAAAAAUUCACUAAAUAACCAAUUGCAAUUUUUGUUAUCAUACAAAAAUAUAAUCAUUAAGUCAGUAAUGAAAAUAAUGAUUUCUGUUCCUUUUAGUUUAGUUAGAUAUAUUUGUGCUUGUAUUUUUUAUCUUCUUUCUUUUUAUAAUUAUCAGUCUUUUUUACCAUAUUCCAUAAUCCAGGAUAUUAAUUGGAACUUAUCCAUAGCCUCAAACGACCCACAUAAAAACGUUCGAAAAAUCGUAAUGUUGUGCAGAUCGAGAUGGAUGUAA
Molecule: messenger RNA, 6885 nt
Organism: Plasmodium yoelii
Lineage: Eukaryota; Apicomplexa; Aconoidasida; Haemosporida; Plasmodiidae
Product: MMS19-like protein, putative
Exons: 2
Coding region: 1-6885 (2294 amino acids)
Biological process (GO): iron-sulfur cluster assembly
Cellular component (GO): cytosolic [4Fe-4S] assembly targeting complex
Source: RefSeq, a predicted model, not a curated record